Molecule: messenger RNA, 1272 nt
Organism: Camellia sinensis
Lineage: Eukaryota; Viridiplantae; Streptophyta; Magnoliopsida; Ericales; Theaceae
Source: RefSeq, a predicted model, not a curated record
AUGGCACAAGAAGAAGUAGUCAAUGUGAGGGUGGACUCGCUGGGGGAUGAUGAUGCGGAGGAGUUAGCAGCGCGAUACAGGACGGAGACACAGAUGGUGGGGGUGGGGGAAUCGCAGGCGUCGGCCCUGAUAUUGGCUCCAAAGCCACUAAGCCAGGUAGAGCCAGAUCAGUGGCACACUAAGGCGGACAAAUCCACACUCACGACGGCGGAUUUGGAGGUUAUCAGGGAACGAUACCAGAUUCCGGCGGAGCCGAAGAGCGGAGACCUCGGCCGGGCAGAAUUGGAGGCGAGGAGAAAAGCUCAGGAGGUAGAGGAUCGGGCCGUUCUGGCCAAGGCCACGAAGUUGAAGGAAGCGCAAAGGGACCGACCGCCUCAACCGAUUGCGCGGGAGAGGAUCCGACCGCGCCCAAGGCCGUUGGGGGAAAAAGAUUUAAGUAGUUUUGAGCCGCGGCCGCCUCCUGUAGACCCUAUAAAAGAACAGGCCAAAAAGGAGGGGGAGGCUCUGAAAAAGAAGAAGAAGAAGAUGAGUGCCCCAGAGGAAGCCGCAUAUGAGUCUGGGGCCAAGAGGGCUAAGGUGGCCCCAACUGAGGUGGAGGUCCCUCUGGCCAAGGACGCCCCAAAGGUGGUGGAGAUCAUCCCAACGGUGGAGGUUGUGGAGAUUGCUCCAACAGUGCAAAUGGAGGCUAGGCGGACUGAGGCGGUGCCGAGCGGAAGGGAACAGGUCCAGAAGAGGCCUGACCCCCAAGAAGGAGGGAAAAGGUUGGAAGAGUCUAAAAGGGCAUGCGCCGUGGCAGUCGAGCGGCAUGAAGAAGCCAUGGUCAGCAAUGAAGAGCUGGUUAGGCAAAAGGAUGAAGCAGAUUCCAGAAUUGGAGAUCUGUUGAAGGAGUUGGGGGAGGAGCGCGCCAGAGCAGAGGAGGAGAAGGGGAGGCUUCUGAGGGAGUGGGAAAUAGAGAAGGCGAAGGCGGUGGCGGAGCUGGAGAGUCUGAAGAAGGGGGUGGAAGAGGAGAGGGCGACAGCGGCUGCUGAAAGGGGGGCCCUGCAAAGAGAGCUGGACGAGGAGAGGGCGAAGGCGGCAUCUGAAAGGGCGGCCUACCCUGAUCUGUGCGUCGCAGCAGUGGAGCAAUAUAAAGGGUCCCCCGAAUUUCAGAUGGUGGUAGACGCCGCUGUCGCCAAGAGUCUGGCUGGGCAAGAGUCUGGGGGGGUGGGCCCAUCAAGGAAGACUGUUGGAGUGCUCAGCCUGGCUGAGGCUUUGAGUGCUCCGACUGGCUGA